AUGUUUCUUUUGUUGCUGCUAACAACACUGGCUGUGGCUACUCAAGCGGAUCCCCGACUGCUGGAGCAGCUGCAGCAGCUGGGCCUGGUCAAUCUGCUGGAGCAGUCGGUGCGUCCUAACGGUAAGACCAGGCCGAACCAGCUGUUGCUUAACUCAAUGUGUCAACUGCUUGCAGUACCCCAAAAUUUGGCCAGCUAUGACUUUAUUGUAGUCGGCGCCGGCGCCGCUGGCUGCACGCUGGCCGCACGUCUCUCCGAGAAUCCCGACUGGCGGGUGGCGCUCAUAGAGGCGGGCGGCGUGGAGAACAUUCUACACCUGACGCCCCUGACGGCCGGGCAUCUGCAGCUGACCGCCUCCAAUUGGAAUUACCGUUCGGUGUCGCAACCUCGCGCCUGUCGCGGCAUGUACAACCAGGAGUGCGCCCUGCCCCGGGGCAAGGUUCUGGGUGGCACCAGCUCCAUUAAUUUCAUGAUCUACAAUCGCGGCAAUCGGCGCGACUUUGAUGCCUGGGCCGAGCGGGGCAACCGCGGCUGGAGCUAUGACCAGGUGCUGCCCUACUUCCUGCGCAGCGAGUCCGCCCAGCUCCUAGGCCUGGAGCAGUCGCCGUACCACAACCACAGCGGUCCGUUGAGCGUGGAGGAUGUGCGGUAUCGCAGCAGCUUGGCGCACGCCUAUGUCCGUGCCGCCCAGCAGGCGGGUCAUCCGCGCAACGACUACAACGGGGAGUCACAACUAGGCGUGUCUUACGUGCAGGCCAACACCAAAAAUGGACGUCGGCACAGCGCCUACUCUGCCUACAUCCGCCCCGUGCACGGUUUGCGGCCCAAUCUGCACAUCUUUCCCUUUACGCGCGUGACUAGCGUCCUUCUCGACGCGGCCACCAAGUCGGCGCAGGGCAUUGAACUGGUUUACAGGCAGCAAAAAUACACGUUUAAGGCCCACAAGGAGGUCAUCCUGUCGGCGGGCGCCUUCAACUCGCCGCAGCUCCUGAUGCUCUCAGGCAUCGGACCAGAAGAUAAUUUACGUGCCAUCGGGGUGCCAGUGGUCCAGGCCUUGCCGGUGGGAAAGCUCCUCUACGAUCACAUGUGCCACUUCGGACCCACUUUUGUGACGAACACCACGGGCCAGACGCUGUUCAGCUCGCGCUUGUCGGUGUCCACGCUGAAGGACUUUACGCUUGGUCGCGCGGACACGCAGCUGUCCAGCAUCGGGGGCGUGGAGACGCUCACCUUCAUAAAAGUGCCAACGGCGCAAACUCCCGAGAAUCAGCCCGACAUUGAGCUUAUUCAGGUGGACGGCAGCCUGGCCAGCGAUGAGGGCACGGCGCUCACAAAGGGCGCCAAUUUCAAGGGUGAGAUCUAUAAGAAAAUGUAUCGCCAUCUGGCCAGGCACCAGCAGGAUCACUUCACCUUUCUCGUCAUGCAAUUCAAGCCCCAGUCUGUGGGCCGGCUCUGGCUGCACAAUCGCAACCCGCUCGAAUGGCCACGCAUUGAUCCCAAGUACUUCUCGGCCGAACAGGAUGUGGAGCAGCUGCUCGAUGGCAUCAAGGAGGCCAUACGCAUCGCCCAGAUGCCAGCUCUGCAGGCUAUCGGCGCUCGUAUCCUGGAUCGCCCCGUGCCCGGCUGUGAGGACAAGCCGUUCGGGUCGGACGAUUACUGGCGCUGCUCGAUACGCACCUUGUCCUACACGCUGCACCACCAGGUGGCCACCUGCCGCAUGGGUCCGGCGAGUGAUGCCACCGCCGUGGUCAGCCCCGAGCUCAAGGUGCACGGCAUGCGCAAGCUGCGCGUGGUCGACACCAGUGUCAUCCCUCUCCCGCCCACCGCCCACACGAAUGCAGCGGCCUUUAUGAUCGGCGAGAAGGCGGCCGACCUGAUAAGGGCCGAUUGGCUCUGA
This is a messenger RNA of Drosophila virilis, 1896 nucleotides long. Its product is annotated as glucose dehydrogenase [FAD, quinone]. Lineage: Eukaryota; Metazoa; Arthropoda; Insecta; Diptera; Drosophilidae. The record is from RefSeq and is a predicted model, not a curated record. Gene Ontology annotation, molecular function: flavin adenine dinucleotide binding; oxidoreductase activity, acting on CH-OH group of donors.